Messenger RNA from Symbiodinium necroappetens, 1215 nucleotides. Lineage: Eukaryota; Dinophyceae; Suessiales; Symbiodiniaceae. The record is from the annotation of a GenBank genome assembly.
AUGCCUCGGGGCGCCUUCUCCACAGCAGCGGAGUCCUCCGGUCUUACGCCGGAGCCGCGAAGAGAAAAGGCCUCGGCGAAGAAGGAGGAGGCGCCAUCCGCAUCACAGGCAUCCCCCUUGGCGUUUGCCUCGCGGAUAGGUGACCUGAUUGAGGUGAAACGGCUCCUCGAUGCGAAGUCAGACCCCAACUCGGUCGAUGCGGUGGGGGAGACUCCACUUUUUGAGGCAGCAGCCAGUGGGGACGUCAGUGUUUUGGCCAGCCUUCUCCUUGCAGGAGCCGAUCCACAGCAUCAGUCCUUUAUCGGCUCCUUGGCCAGUGACCUUUGCUCCAGCGAGGCGUGUGCCACGCUGCUGCGCCUUUGCUCCGGGGAGGAAGCUUCCCCUGCGGAGCGCGAGGAGGUGCUCCAGGCGCUGGCCCCAAACCUGCGGCCGCCUAUUCGGUCUUUCAUGCAAAGUCUCAGUGGGGAGCCGGACAGUGACGACGAAGCGCAUCUAGAUAUCGACUUCGAUGCGCCACCGGCCUUGAUUCGCAAAAACUAUGAUGACGAGGACGGGGAUGACUGGACCUUCGCAGCAGCCAUGGUCGAGCAGGCCCGGAAGUCGCGCGCGAAGCAGAGGCACAAGCGCAAUGUCCCUGUCGAGCCCAUCGAGCUUGUUGUAUGCCAUGCACUCAAUGACCGCCAGACGACGCUGAAACUAAUGAGCAACAGCACCUUUGCAGAUGCGAAAGAUGCUAUAUACCAGCGCUUGAAGGAGGAAGGGAAGUACUUCCGCAAGUUUUACUUCGUGAAGAAGGAACGCAGCACGUACCAGGCGUACAAGGACACAGACCAGAUUGGACACAUCCGUGAGGUCCGAUUGGUUGGUGCAGAUCUGCCUCUGGAGUCCAAUGCUGGAGCCCUGCUCUUUGGCGACUUGCAGGGAGGGGAGGUGCAAGAGUACAUGAGAACGAGUGCACUGAAGGCUGAGGCCUUCGGUGCCCGAGUUCCGCUUCGCAUUGCAGCAUCUCAGCGUGGUGGUCGAGGUGUUUUCGCGGGAGCUCCUAUCGCUGCAGGGGAGACCGUCGAAGUGUGCCCUGUCUUAGCCCUUCGACGUGAUCACAUUGAUGCAGACUGCGCCGGAAUGCGCUACUUUUUCACUUGUGUUCAGGCUUUCGCGACGCAGGGAAGCCUCCAGGGAAGAUUGCUGUACCUGUCGACCAUGCUCGAUCCUUGA